AUAAAAUAAAACCGUCGUACGAAAUACGAUCUCCUCCCUCAAUUUGUCUUGGCGUAAUCAAACGCAGUUUCCUUGCAAAACGGGACAGCUUCAACUUUCUUCUUCCGAUUUCGUGUUCCCAUUCACAACCCUAAUUUCAUUAGCGUCGCUCCAAAAAAGGAUAGCAAGGGUGGUAGCCUGAAUCUUGCCAUGGCCAAAAGCUCCUUCAAACUGGAACACCCCUUGGAAAGGAGGCAGGCUGAAUCUGCUCGCAUCAGAGAGAAGUAUCCUGAUAGAAUCCCAGUUAUAGUGGAGAGAGCCGAAAGGACCGACAUUCCUGACAUUGAUAAGAAGAAAUAUCUUGUCCCUGCUGAUCUGAAUGUGGGGCAAUUUGUGUACGUGGUUCGGAAGAGGAUUAAGCUCGGUGCUGAAAAGGCUAUAUUUGUCUUUGUGAAGAACAUACUACCUCCCACUGCUGCCUUGAUGUCGGCAAUUUAUGAGGAAAAUAAGGAUGAAGAUGGAUUUCUUUACAUGACUUACAGUGGCGAGAACACUUUUGGAUCCCUCUAAAUGAAGUCAUGCCGAUUUGUGUAAAUACACUACGUUUCAUUAAAAAUUCUCAGUUAUCCUUUUUACAGUCACUGACUUAACUCCCUUCAAUCAGAAAUUCAACUUCAUCUUAAUGGGAUCAAUGGCAUUAAUUUAAUGUUUGAAAAAGUCUAUUAUAUGUAUAUAUAUAUAUGGCUUUAAUGGGUAAUAUUGAUUUUUAGGCUAA
This is a messenger RNA of Cornus florida, 754 nucleotides long. Its product is annotated as autophagy-related protein 8C-like. The transcript has 6 exons. NCBI's taxonomy places the organism in Eukaryota, Viridiplantae, Streptophyta, Magnoliopsida, Cornales, Cornaceae. Gene Ontology annotation, biological process: cellular response to nitrogen starvation. The coding region runs from base 190 to 549 and encodes 119 amino acids. The record is from RefSeq and is a predicted model, not a curated record.